This is a messenger RNA of Didymodactylos carnosus, 303 nucleotides long. The record is from the annotation of a GenBank genome assembly. NCBI's taxonomy places the organism in Eukaryota, Metazoa, Rotifera, Eurotatoria, Philodinida, Philodinidae.
AUGUAUGUUAUGGAUGAUUCCGACGAUAAAACCUAUUGGUCCAUUACAACAACAAAGCAAACGACGGCUCGAUUCGAUUUGGAUCCAAGAGAUGAAGACAAUGAUGAUUACACUCAAAUUGUUGAAGAUACAACAACAGCAACGACAGCAAUUCAAAGUCAAUCAAGUAUAAGCGAAUCAUUAUUAACUCUAAACAAAUCAAUGACAGAAACGGCAACAUUAAGAUCAGAUUCCUGGCUGUUCUAUCUGCUAUGUAUAUGGUUAUUGAUAUUGUCGAUGUUAUCAACUGCAUUAGUAUGUUAG